Messenger RNA from Oxyura jamaicensis (ruddy duck), 320 nucleotides. RefSeq names its product eukaryotic translation initiation factor 5A-1-like. Gene Ontology annotation, molecular function: translation elongation factor activity; ribosome binding; RNA binding. Gene Ontology annotation, biological process: positive regulation of translational termination; positive regulation of translational elongation. NCBI's taxonomy places the organism in Eukaryota, Metazoa, Chordata, Aves, Anseriformes, Anatidae. The record is from RefSeq and is a predicted model, not a curated record. The annotation marks the transcript as partial. The transcript has 2 exons.
CCCCGCCCCCCGAGGCCCCGCCCCCACGCUGGCCCCGCCCCCAGGUGCACCUGGUGGGCAUCGACAUCUUCACGGGGAAGAAGUACGAGGACAUCUGCCCCUCCACCCACAACAUGGACGUGCCCAACAUCAAGCGCAAUGACUUCCAGCUGAUCGGGAUCCAGGACGGGUACCUGUCCCUGCUGCAAGACAGCGGCGAGGUGCGGGAGGACCUGAGGCUGCCCGAGGGGGAGCUGGGCAAGGAGAUCGAGCAGAAGUACGACUGCGGGGAGGAGAUCCUGGUACGGCCCGGGGGGGGCGCUAUGGGGCGCUGGGGGGGG